Messenger RNA from Toxotes jaculatrix (banded archerfish), 2103 nucleotides. It is a transcript of the gene fbxo25, whose product is annotated as F-box protein 25. Gene Ontology annotation, cellular component: SCF ubiquitin ligase complex; cytoplasm; nucleus. Gene Ontology annotation, biological process: protein ubiquitination. Bases 151 to 1248 code for a protein of 365 amino acids. Gene Ontology annotation, molecular function: protein binding. The transcript has 11 exons. Lineage: Eukaryota; Metazoa; Chordata; Actinopteri; Toxotidae. The record is from RefSeq and is a predicted model, not a curated record.
GUUUACUUCCGUCAAUAUUUCCAGCACGGCAGGCGGAGGAGACGAGAGGCAGAGGCAGAAACAGAUCAUACAACAAAGGAGUCGCUUGCCUGAUAAGGUGUUUGGAGUGGCAGCGACCCUCUCUGCUCACUGUCCCCCUGCCCUGCUAAAAUGCCUUUCUUGGGCAAGGACUGGAGGUCGCCAGGAUGGAGCUGGACGAAGACAGAGCAUGGCUGGAAGAGGAUAGUCCUCUAUGGACAUGAAUUGGAGAACAACAACAGAGAGAUAGACUUGAAAGAGCUCUGCAGCGACAACAAUGACAACCUGUUUGUCGGAGAUGUGUGUGAGCUCGCCACAACAAAGAGGAAAAAGGACUUGUACAACAGCAACACCAAAUCUCAGUUUGUCUUCACGGAUAAAUGGAUCUACGUACAGAAAGGGAGCACAAAAGAACGACAUGGAUACUGCACGCUUGGUGAAGCACUCAACCGUCUAGACUUUUCCAGUGCCAUUCAGGACCUGAGAAGAUUCAAUUAUGUUGCAAAACUUUUCCAGCUAAUAGCCAGGUCUCAGCUGACUUCUUUGAGUGGAGCUGCCCAGAAAAACUAUUUCAACAUACUGGAGAAGAUUGUACGAAAGGUUCUAGAGGACCACUACAAUCCUCGUCUUGUUAAGGAGCUGCUUCAGGACCUGAGCUCGGCUCUGCACAGUCUGACUCUCCACGUUGGCAGGUGUGUCCUUGUGGGCAACAUCAACAUAUGGUUGUGCCGACUAGAGAACAUUCUCAAAUGGCAGCAGCAGCUCAACAACCUGCAGAUCCCCAAGCAAAUGUGCACUGGCAUGUCAUUCAACGAUUUGCCACUAUACAUGCAGAAUAAGAUCCUGUACAACUUAUCUGAUGCCUAUGACAUCAUCAACCUGGGACAGGCUACACCUACGCUGCACUUCCUCAGUGAGAACCGAACGCUGUGGAAGAGGCUGUGCCACUUCCACUUUUCAGACAAACAGUUCUGUAGGGAUUUGGUCCUAACCAAGAGUGACAACGUGGACUGGAAGCUGAUGUACUUCAACCUGCAGAAACACUACCCCAUGAAAGAGCAGUACGGCGACACCUUGCACUUCUGCAAACACUGUAGCAUCCUCUUCUGGAAGGAUCGCCACCUGGCUUUGUUAUUCAAGGACUGUGGCCAUCCGUGCACAGCCAACGAUCCAGACAGCUGCCUCAUGCCUAUCUCUCCGCAGCACUUUAUCGACCUCUUCAAGUUUUAAACCCUCCACGUUAUUCUUCAAGCGAAGAGUCCGUUUACCCUCAUUCCCAACCCAAGAGUGUGUACAAGACUUUUUACCCAAAUACAAAGGGCUUCAACUGAAAGUAAUUACUUUUCUGUCUUCUUGUCUUCAUUUCCUAAUGCACAGAUGUUUCAGUAAGACAUGAGAUAGAUUAAACGUGUAUGUUUUUUGAUUUUAAGAAUGUUGGUAAUGGGUGAUAUAAAAAAGAAACUUUUAUGUUUUUCCUUCACAAAUGUUUGUCUUCUCAACAAAAAAACACUGCUCCUGUCAGAGAAAAGAAAAAGUAAUAUGUAAUUUUAUAAUUUAAUAUGACUAUUUUGAAAGGAUUUAUAUAAAUGUGGAGUUGUAGCAUGUUUAUGGUAGGUACGUGAUGAUAGGUAAUGUGUAAUGGGGUUUUUUAAUGACGAGGUAAAAAAAUUUACAGUGUGGCAGAAUAAGGUGACGUGUUGAUUGUUUAAUGAGGUUCAUCUAUUCUGCUUUUUGCUCUGUUUUGGUGGUAUUUCUCUGCAAUAACUGAAUGCAUGUUAUGUUUGAGUCUUUGUUUACAUACUGUAUGUUGUCCUUUGUGAGUUCUUGCUGUGCUGUGUACACUGAAGGCGCUGACACUAAAAGAAAAUAAUGUAAAACUCCAUUAGCCGUACAAGUUUUUACAAUCUACUUUUGUCAAAACUGUCAAGUGACGACAGAGGAAAUGUAAAUUAUUUAUGGGGGGGAGUUUUGUAUCUUUCCUCAAUCUUUUGUAAUAUGCCUUUACCAUUCCAAUACUCUUCAUGGUACGAUCAUGACUUUUUCUGGACUAGCUGAUAAUAAUAAUUAAAUAUUUCUAAAAAUCUG